Molecule: messenger RNA, 3288 nt
Organism: Micropterus salmoides (largemouth bass)
Lineage: Eukaryota; Metazoa; Chordata; Actinopteri; Centrarchiformes; Centrarchidae
Gene: hif1al
Product: hypoxia inducible factor 1 subunit alpha, like
Biological process (GO): regulation of transcription by RNA polymerase II; cellular response to hypoxia
Molecular function (GO): DNA-binding transcription factor activity, RNA polymerase II-specific; protein dimerization activity; RNA polymerase II transcription regulatory region sequence-specific DNA binding
Source: RefSeq, a predicted model, not a curated record
GUUGCCACUUUGACACAGCUGAUGCUACAGGCUCUCCGGUCUUGUGCCAGAAUAAACAACAAUAAGAAGCCGAAUCGCAGCUCGGCCUUCCAGUUUGAACAUGGAGGAGAAAGAGGACACCGUCGCGGUCAAACGUACCAGUUCCGAGCAGAGGAAGCUGCGUUCUCGUGAUGCUGCCAGAUGUAGGCGGAGUCAAGAGACGGAGGUGUUUUAUGAGCUCGCCCACACUCUGCCGCUUCCUCGCCGAGUCACAACCCACCUGGACAAAUCCGCCAUCAUGAGAAUCGCCCUCAGCUUUCUGCGGGUGCGCCGUCUCCUUCAACCCGGACGAGAAGGAGAGGAGGAGGAGGAGGAGGAGGAGGAGGAUCCAAUGGACGUUUUCUACCCUCAGGCACUGGCUGGUUUCAUCAUGGUGAUGACUGAGGAGGGAGACAUGAUCUACCUGACGGAAAACGUCAGCAGCCACAUCGGCAUCACUCAGCUGGAGCUGCUGGGUCAGAGUAUUUACGACUUUGUUCAUCCCUGUGAUCAGGAGGAGCUCCGAGACCUGCUGACUCCACGUCCAGGUUUGAGCAAGAAACUGUUGACAGAACAGCCGAGUGAGAGGAACUUCUUCCUGAGAAUGAAGAGCACUCUGACCAGCAGGGGGCGCACUGUCAACAUCAAGUCUGCCUCCUGGAAGGUUCUCCACUGCACAGGUCACAUGCGCCCAUUUGCCGGCAGCUCCACGUCGCCCCCUGCAGCCAGAGUGAUGACCUUGCUGUGUGAGCCCAUCCCUCACCCGUCCAGCGUGGAGUUCCCUCUGGACACCUGCACCUUUCUCACCCGCCACAGCAUGGACCUGUGCUUCACACACUGCGAGGGCAGGGUGACAGAGUUGGUGGGAUACAAACCCGACGAUCUGAUUGGCCGCUCAGCCUUUGAGUUUCAUCAUGCACUCGACUCUAAUCAGAUGAACAAAUGGCUGCACAUAUUGCUGAGCAAAGGUCAGGUCAGCACCAGCCACUACCGUUUCCUGGUGAACAGCGGCGGCUUCGUCUGGGCGGAGACCCAGGCGACUAUCAUCUACAACAGCAAGACGUCGCAGCCAGAGGCCAUCGUCUGCCUCAACUUCAUACUCAGCGCCGUGGAGCAGCCGGACGUUGUUUUCUCCAUUGAGCAGAUCCGUUGUGGCAAGACUGAACCCCACUCAACAGCGCUUGCAUCGGAGGAUUGUGGGACUUCUGACAUCUGUGACUCUGACCCUGACAGUGAGUGUCUAACCAGCUCCAGUCAGGCUGAUGACGAAUGUUCGAAUUCCAGCAGCGCAGAAGAGCUCUUCUUCAAACUGAAGGAGCAGCCGGAGGAGCUCCUCCAGUUGGCUCCGGAGGCCGGAGACGCCAUUGUGCCGCUGACAGGAGAUUUUGUUGAGCUGACGUUUGCCAGUCCGUCCAGUCCAGACUCUGUGCCGGACCACCCUCAGGAUCUGUGCUCUCCACAGCUGCGACAGCUCCUCUCACCCAUCUUCAACCCCAUCACUCCACCGCCAUCAUCAUCACCACCCUCCUCACCUGAUCUUGACCAGAGCUCCUGUGAGGAUGUUGUGAUGGACACCAGCGACGUGGAGAAGUUCUUUGCCAUUUGGCCAAAUGAGGAUCAGAAAAAAGGAGAAACACUGGAGGACAUGGAUGGGAUGGAUCUGGACAUGUUGGCUCCAUACAUCUCUAUGGAUGACGAUUUCCAGCUAACCGUCCUCAGCAAUUUGCCAGAGGAAGCCGACAAACCUCAGUCCUUUUUGUCUGAAGCCUCAACUGUGACACCGGCAGUCACAGUGAGCAGGAAACGGACUCAUAACCCGGACGAGGAGAUGCUGUCCCAGCUGAGGAUUCAGGACAAGAGACAGAAACAAGAUGCUUCCCCAAUAGAAGAGGAACUUCUUCUCACCCACAGAUUACUGGGCUGUCUUGAGGAAACUGACCAAUCAGAUUUGGUCCUGGACCCUAGACCAGGUGGGCGGAGCCGGCUGCUUACAGACAGAGACCCUCUUUUAGGAGGCAUGCAGGGACUCUGUGAUACAGCAGCUCUGAUGAGAGACAUAUUCAUACCUCGCCCACCUGACAUGUCGCCGCCCCUCUCGCCUUUGACUUGAAGCAGCUGCUUCCAACCGAGAGUUGGCUUGACUUCUGCGCCCAAAGCCAGAAAGUCGACCCUGGAUUUGUCUGCAAACAUAACAAUCUGAGCGCACACAUACAUCACACAACAAACAUGUACGCACACGAAUAUAAACUCACUCUGCGUAACCAUGAUGUGAGGUCCAACGUGACCUUGUUGCUUGUAGCUAAAGCAGGACAGUCACUUACGUUGGGUUGUUGGGUGAAGUGUUGUUGGGCAGGUGCCGACGGCGCUGCAGUUCGCUUUCCUCAACCCAAUGCUGCAAAGUUGUUCGUUUUCUUUCCAAAUUUACACUUCAGCUCUGAUUUAAUGUGAGAAACCGUCAUGGUGGCCUGUCUGUUUCAUGGAAACAGCUGGUGGUGCUAUAAAGAAAUCAGCAGAAGAUGAUUAAAUGGGUUAAACCUUGAAACAAAUGUAUUUCUCCGAGCAGCUAAAUUAAAUUCAUCCCAGCUUUUAAGUUUAUCACAUGGAAUCUGUUUCAGUGCUUCUAUCAUCAUUUACACAUGUAAAACCUGCGCAGGAACUCCCACGAUGCCCUGCUUUGACUUUGAGCCAACAUCAACCACAUGUAAACAGUUUUAUGCCGUUAUUCUUUUCUUCCGUGUUUAAAAACAAACGAAAUCUAUCUCACUGCCAUUAUGCGUGUUCUUCCAAAUUACAAAUGAACUUGCGAGUAUCAGUGGCAUCAUUUAUUUCAGUGGCAAAUUUGUCUUUUUAUACACUUGUGCUAAACCUUUUUAAUAGUUAGUUUACUAGAAUGAUGAAUGUACCUAAACACUAGAAUUCAUUUUUUUUGUUUUUUUCCAUUUUAAUUGUAUAACUUGUUACUAAUUGUGCCGAAACAUGUGAGCUGAAGCUAGACUUACGUUUUAUUUCAGUUGCAGUGUUUGAUGAUAUAUUUGUGAUGCACACCAUCUGAGGUGUGUGAAGGAUUAGUUUUAUUUGGCUGUACGCAAAUAAACCCUAAAUAAAUUUAAAAUGGUGUUAUGUUUAUUUUAACCAUGUUCACUCUUCCAAAGUUCUCUGUGCCUUUUUAUUGUCUGAGAUAAGGCGUUUCAGAUACUGUUAUGCUUGUUCUUUUAUUUUACACUGUAUCCUGUAUGUAUUCUGAAGCUAAAUAAAGCUGUUGAAGCAGAA